This is a messenger RNA of Scylla paramamosain (green mud crab), 2610 nucleotides long. RefSeq lists its product as uncharacterized. Lineage: Eukaryota; Metazoa; Arthropoda; Malacostraca; Decapoda; Portunidae. The transcript is spliced from 4 exons. Gene Ontology annotation, molecular function: zinc ion binding. The record is from RefSeq and is a predicted model, not a curated record. The coding region runs from base 429 to 1700 and encodes 423 amino acids.
GCAGUCAUUGUUAUGCAGGGGAACUGACUGCAACACCAGGGAACACUCCUCCAUCCUGUCAAAUUUCAUGUCUUAUUUCCUCGCAUCGAAGGUUUAUCAGUGUUUUGCUCCAGCCCUUCUAUCGUGAUGGCGUCGUGAGUGAAGCCGAGGGGACAAUCUUCUCUGAGUCUGUGUCCUGGAGGUGUGCACGAGGGCUUGACUCACAGGUGACGUCAGAAACUGGUGCACAUCACGUCCCUGGCAGCCUCCUAUGUUCCCUCACGCCCCAGGAAAACUUCUGAUCACUGCGUCUGGUCUGAAUGAUUCCUGUCACGCAGCAUAGGAUGAGUACCCUGCUCGGUCCCUGGCGCUUAUAGUCAUUUUUGACAGAUGGGCGUGCGUUUCGGCAAGCAGCAAGGGAGGGUCGUGGCUGGGUGAGGCGAGGCGGUAUGGACGAGCAGCGGGAGGUGAGGUUGCCAUGCGGACACCAGUACCUGGCCGAGGGUCUGGGCGUGGCUAUCCUCACCUGCCCUACCUGCAAUGUCAACCACACGGUGGACCUCCGCGACGCCCACGACCUGCCCCCAGACCUCGACUUGCAGAAGCCCCGGCCGUGUCCUGUGCACGGCGACCCGCUCAGGAUGUGGUGCAAGGACUGCGAGGAGCCUGCCUGCGGCAUGUGUGGCUUUGACAAGCACCCCAUGCGUAGCCACAACGUGGUCAUGGCCACCACCUUCAUCAACUCCAUCAGGACGGACCUCCUCGGCCGCUCACACAGAAUGCUGCAUCAGGCGACCAAGGAAAUGGUCAAGAACGAGAACGCCUUCAUCGAGUGUGAGAAAAGGCUGCUCAGACUCUUCCAGGAUAGCCAGACGCUGCACCUCAUGGACAACGGCCUUCGCUCUCUGAUCCCCGCCAUGGAGGCCGCCACGGGGGUGCGGGCGCUGCACUUCGCCGAUAAGGAGCUCAAGAGGAUCCAGGCCGAAGCAUGGAAGAUCCCCAUCUCCGAAGAAACUGACGAGGGCGCCUCAUCCCGCCCACAGAUUCCCGUAGAGGCUGAGAGCAGCGGCAUGGGCGCCCUCAGCCUGUGGAUGGGCCAGGUUAGCGGCGGGCGGGCGCGGCUCAUGUGGCACGCUAACAAGCUGCUGCUGUGCGCCUUCUCUGGGCCCUCGCCGCACUCGCAACCCGUCCUGCAGCUGCUGGCGGUGCACUCCAUGGGUGUGCCGAAGUUCCCUGAGGUGUUCCUGGAGCUAAGCGUGGGCCCCGAGCCGCUGGGCAUCGUGUACAUCAAGCUGUGGGGGCACCUCCGCCGCGCACAGAAUUUCAUGCUCCUCUGUUUGGGCACACUCGGUCCUUCCUUCGUGGGCUCCCACCUGCUGUCCGUCACCAUGCGCGGCACCCCCAGUGAGGCCGUGGGGGCAGGGAUGUACCGCGACGCCAGGGGGGAGAUGAGCGCCAUGCCCCUCCUGACGACGCUGGAGUGGGGCGGAGAAUACCAGGUGCCGGAGACAAGGGGGUUGCUCGUGGCCAGCUCCGGGGGCAAGCCUGAGGUGGACUCCCUUUACAGCAUCGUCACGGGGAGCGGCUCGCAAGGCGCUGUCUGCCCCUGCAAGUUCGGCUGGGUGUCGUCUGGGCUGGAAUACCUGAGGGAGGCUGCGCGCUACGACCCCGUGGAGCAGGUGAGGGUGAGUCAGUGCGGUCUUGUCCUGCCGAAGUUGUAGCGGAUCACUCUGGCUCUGCAGGGGUGUGGGGAGACGGCUCACUCUGGCUCUGCAGGGGUGUGGGGAGACGGCUCACUCUGGCUCUGCAGGGGUGUGGGGAGACGGCUCACUCUGGCUCUGCAGGGUGUGGGGAGACGGCUCACUCUGGCUCUGCAGGGUGUAGGGAGACGGCUCACUCUGGCUCUGUUGAUGAUUCGGAGUUCGGAGUGUUGUGCGUUGCGACGUCACUCACCAGCGUCAGUGUGGUUGGUAUCGGUAUGAUGGACAUAACAAGUAAGGAGGAUUGAAUUCAUAGAAAACGGACUGAAGUGACUGAUAGCGUUUGCGUAGUGUAAGGACAUACCUGUUAACCUCCCUCACGAAACAGCGGUAAAUAAAAGCAGGUAGGGAGCUCCCGAGUUUACUAGAGUUUAUUUGGGAGCCACUGCUUUACAAGGACGUGAGAUGGCGGGUCACUUAAGCCCUACAGACUGGAGGUAUCAUCACAGGGACCUUGGCUGUGAUCUAUCAGGGGCCUUCUGCAUCGCCCGAGUCACGCGCAAGAAUUGUUGUGUUUACCCUGGCGAGACUGGCAGAGCACCACACACUGUACAAGCCUAGCGACCCACCACUGCCUUGACAAACUAUAAUGAACUUCUAUUUGCAUUGAUAUUAAAAAAAAGUUCCGUUAUUUUUGUAUUCCAAACGAAAAGCAGCCGCUAAAUGUGACUGUUGAACCUGAUUACUUUGUUGGCUUUGUUGAUUAGCUAACAAACGAUUAAAGAGUGGCUGGAACUGGCCCUAAAAAUUCCAGAACUGUUUUGAGUAAUAUUUAUCCCUCAUAAGGACAGGGUAUAGCUCAAUGUCUCCAAAGAUGUAUCAUAUAAAUUAAUGUGAACGUGUAUCUAUGCAGAAUAAAGUUUCAUUUCAA